This is a messenger RNA of Drosophila willistoni, 3993 nucleotides long. Its product is annotated as protein FAM102A. The record is from RefSeq and is a predicted model, not a curated record. The transcript has 11 exons. Lineage: Eukaryota; Metazoa; Arthropoda; Insecta; Diptera; Drosophilidae. The coding region runs from base 440 to 3796 and encodes 1118 amino acids.
AUUCUCAUCACUAGUUGUGAAUUUGUUAAAGCGUUCGGUUCGCAUCCGUGUGUUUUUGGCUUACAAAAGAUUAGCAAUAAAAAAUAUUGCGAGCAAUAAAAAGAAGCUGUGACGCCGAAGUCGACUUCAGCUUACGCUCUCGCCCACUAAAAACAGGAUAAAGUUUAAGGCGUGGCACCACCGCCAACCCACAAAGAUGGCACUAAAAUAACAGCAGACGACGUCCAAAAUUAAAUAAAAACAACACAAAAAGGAAAACUAAAGCAAAGGUUACUCUACAUAAAAGGAGAAAAAGUAAAAGUAAAAGUUUUUAACAAAAACGUCGAAGCAGACAGACAUCGAGUGGUCGCCCCGAGUCGCUUAUAGGAUAUUGCAGACCAAUUUCACCUUCCCCGUUAGUGGCAGCGGAAAAUAGCCACGGAUUGUUAGACAGAAUUUUAUGACACUUCUUGGGCCUAGCGCCCCUGGCAUGGCCUUUAUGAUGAAAAAGAAGAAGUACAAGUUCAACGUGGAAGUGCAGCUGCAGGAUUUGGUCGAAGUGGCCCUGGUUAAUGAGGUCCUUUUCGCCAAAAUACGUCUACUGGAUGGGGGUUCCUUUCAGGAGUACAGCAGUCGGGAAGAGGUGCGCAACCAUCGGGUUGAAUGGAAUCGCAGCUUCGAGUUCCCCUGCAAAAUGAGUGCAAAUGCUUCGACUGGCGUCCUUGAUCCCUGUCAUUUGCGCAUAUCCAUACGCAAAGAGAUGAAGGGCGGACGCAGCUAUUACAAACUAGGUUUUAUUGAUCUAAAUCUUGCCGAAUUCGCCGGCGCUGGCCUCACCUCACGUCGCUUUCUACUCGAGGGCUACGAUUCGCGCCAUCGCCUGGACAAUUCCAUGCUGAGAGUAAGCAUUAAAAUGCACAUGCUGAGCGGUGAUAUACUCUUCAAGGCUCCCACACCCAACUUGAAGAGCAAACAGAACAAACCAUCCACAGACGAUUUGGCCAAUGCCGCCACUGGAGUUGGUCUACAGACGCCAACGGCAACGGCAAUGCCCAGCAUAGGUAGCGGCAGUGGAGGUACAGCCAUCCCCCUGGGCGGAAGUGGAGCCACAUUGGGUGGCGUAUCCAGUUUACAAUCGGUGCCUGGCACAAGACCAGUAUCUGCCGUAAGGGAAGAGGAACUGGAUGCACAGGCUCUGAUUUCGGCGAUUGUGACAGAUUCUGGCCUCUCGGAGUCUUCAGAGUCGGCAGUCACCCUGACUACGGAUAAUCUACAGCAGCAUGCCGCCUCUUCCUAUUCGAAUGCUACAACGCCACUGUCCCAGGCACAAGCCCCACCGGGAUUGGGCAUCAUUGGUAGCAAUAAUUAUGGUACCACGGGAAUGACAGUUGGUGGCAGUGGCAGUGGCGGUGGCGGUGGGGGCAGCAGCAAUAUUAACACAGCCACCUUAAUGGAAAUGGGUCAUUCCAGGAAUUCCAGUAAUACUAGUCAAAUGUCAAAGGGUUCGGGUUACAGUAGUUUUUCGCACAGUCAACAUUCGAGGCAAAGUUCCGAGGGGGACUCGGGGCAUGCUAGUCGAUUUAGAAAAUCCGUUUCUCUACUUAAUAGACUCAAUCAGAGAGCAAUUAAUGCCAUGAAAUUGAGCAUACCAAGUAUGCGUCAUCGUCAGCAGCAGCAGCAGGAGCAAGAGCACGAGCAUGACAAGGACCCACCUCUCAUAAUGGGCACAGCCAGCAGCCAUCACCACCACCAACAUCAUACGCAAACAAAUCUGAGUCUGACCACUACCAUUGAGUAUGUGAGCGAAGAGAUGCUCUAUCAGACUCCAAAUGCCACAAUGAGUGUUGGCAGCGAGCAGGUGAAUUUCGAGGACUUCCGCACACCGCUGGCAGAGAUGCCUAUGCCACAAUUGCUAGCCCAUCCCCAAUCUGGUGGAUUGACGCCCUGCUCGACAUAUCGCAGUGCCGGAUCCCCAUCGCAUGCCGCGUCACAGUAUUACGAUAGUGGAGAGACAAGUGAAGCCGAUGAGUACCUGAACGAGGACUCGGCUGACAACGAUUCAGGACUCGAAGAAAACUAUCACACGCCCCGGGUGGCCAAAAUAAAAUCCAUGGAGAAUCUGUCCAUAUUGGAGAUGGAAUUUCACAAGGCAUCCAUGGAACUAGAUCGCAAUUCGCCACGUCGCCUCAAACAAUUGGCGGAACACGCUCAAAUACCCAAAAUGAAAUCCCUUAACAAUCUCUGCUUCGACGACUAUUCCGAGCAGGCAGUGCGCGAGGAGUUUCAGCGCAUACGCGAGCAAUCCCUGGAGGAACGUUUGCGUUUCCAGCAGCAUCACCAUUUGAGCUACGGCCUACGCAAAAAUUCGACGGCAUCAAAUGGCUCCUCUGGUAAAUUAUUUGUGAAGCACCAGCAGAGUCACCAAAGUCAUCAUCACCACCAUCAGGGAAAGGUGGGCAAUGCCAAGUUCAUAGGACAAGAUGGGAAUGACAGUCCACAGACGACGACGACGACACCACACUAUCCCAUUCAAAAGAUGCGUUCCAUGGGCACGAUCCCCGAUGUGGUUAGCGAACGAAUCGAAGCCGAUCCGUUCCUCACGCCCACAAGCGAAAGGAGACCCAGCUUUCCCCGACUGAUACAGUCGGCGGAGAAACCCGCUCUGGGAUCUAGUUAUGUGAACCGUUUGCUCACCUACGAUGUAGUCGAUUCGCCAGCUGUGGAUUCCUUUUCCAACUCGGUGGCAUUUAUGUCGCGAACCCCCUUCGAGCGAGCCUAUCGGCGUAGUAUGUUGCACAACACUGCCUCCACACCGCUUCAGGCUACCCAAGAGGCUUUUGUAGUCCGGCCACAUUCCACGAAUGCUGCCUACGAGCUAAUGAGAAGUUUAAGUGGUGUUCCCCGGCGCCUUUUCGAUGCCAGUGGCAGCAACCAGGGAAGCAACAGUGUCUGCAAUAGCAGUAGCAGGUCGCAGCCAGGAGUCGGAAACGCAGGCUCGACCCUGGCCACAACCGGAACUUCCUAUGUGCUAGUCUCGAAUUCGUCUCCAUGCGGCACUUUGGCCAGCAUACACUCCAAUCAUUCGGCUUCCUCCUCAAACGGGAGCAACAGUAGCAGCAGCGGAGCUGUGAUUACCUUCCAGUGCAAUUCCGCUAGCGGGGGCCACGAUACCGCAGAUGGGCCAGCCGGUGUGUAUCCAUCUCAGCAGCAGCAGCAGCAGGUGAUGACAGUCGGUUCCCCCAAUGGCCAUGGCAACAGCCCUCGGUUGGGCAAUGUAAUGUCCGGAGAUGCCCUUAGUUCCUUGGCCGCCAGUCCGACAGACGCCUGUAGUAUACGCUCAAAUCCGUCGGCUGCCUCGCUGCUGCUCUCUACCUCGGCUGCGGCAGCAGAGGCCUCGGCUCUGACCUCGGCAACCACGAUGUCGAUAUCGGGGGCAACGUUGUCACCACUGGCCACUACGCAGAUCAUACGGCGCCCUAGCAUCACCAUGAUGAAUCCCAGUUCCGGUUCGUUAGUCAUAAGUGAAACAGGAUCUCUAGAUCGCACGAAAAGCAGCGGGGAAAAGCGCAAGAAAGGAGCCCUCGACGAUGGACCACGCGUCUCAGACAGGGUUGAAGAGACGCGAGUCAAUCCCAAUUCACUGAUCGAUGAGAUUUUGAAGGACACGAAACUGGAUCAGCUCGAGGAGUCGGCAGAAACCUCCGGACUGCAGCUGUAUAUAGCGCGCGAUGGAACCGCCUCCUUGGGUGGCCACGAGGUCAAGUCCAGUGUGCGGGCGGGCGCUCUGAAGCAAGUGGUUAUGCAAGAUCGAAGAUAAUAGUGCCCAAUCGAGCUGGAGCGUCUGGACUCGCAUCCGUUUUUGUAAAAUGUAAAAUGUGUAUUAGAAGACUAACGACGACAAUUUGAGCGGCAUUAGCGCAAAGUGUAACGGAACUAAAUAAUUUAAUUUAUAACAGUGUUUAAUUGCAAACUAAAAGUGAGAACAAUAUAUACAUAAAUACAUACAUACAUAUA